Magallana angulata is the source of this 2024-nucleotide messenger RNA. Its product is annotated as secreted protein C-like. The record is from RefSeq and is a predicted model, not a curated record. NCBI's taxonomy places the organism in Eukaryota, Metazoa, Mollusca, Bivalvia, Ostreida, Ostreidae. Bases 70 to 1962 code for a protein of 630 amino acids. The transcript has 11 exons.
AUGUAUCUUAGAGUUUAGAGUGAGCGCUUCUAUAAUUCCUCGUAGCCUAUUUACUAACAGAAAAGCAAAAUGCUACCAAAAGUACUUUUAUUUACAUUGAUAUAUUCCAUAUCAGCAGAACCGAACCGGUAUGUUUUGGAAUUCCGAAGACUUGCUUCUGCAAAUUCGGCAGCGAGAAGACAAACUUUUGAUCCUAACUCUAUGAUGUUUGGAGGGGGAGGAGGGGGUAGUACUUCGAGCACCUCCCAGUAUAUGGGAUCGUUUAAUCCCAACCAAAUGAUGAGCAGUAUGGGGAGCGGAAUGAAUAUGUUUAAUCCGGGAUCCCAGACUAACAGCCAACCUUCGUCGCAAACAUCCGGGAGCUCGGCAACAUUUGAUCCCACAAAGCUCAACAAUCAGCUGAGCAGCACGUCAGGGACUUCCACCAGCGGAUUGGGUGGUGGUUUCAAUCCCAACCAGCUGGGUAGCGGAGGAUCAACCCAACAGUCGAGUGGCUCCAGUGGACAACAGGCAGGAAGCACCAGUGGAUCAAGCUCUACAUCGGGGACGUCUGCUUUUGGAGGCAGUUUCAAUCCCAACCAACAAGGUGGUGCUCAGUUUACCAAUCCUAUGUCACAAAUGGGAGGAGGAGGUCAGGCUGGGUCGUCUGCUUCAUUAACGCCGAGUUACAAUCCCAAUAACGGUGCAGUAAACAUGGCAGGGGGAUAUGACCCCAAUGCAGCAAACUCGGGACAGGGAACAGGGGGCAAUGCUCCAACGUUUACUAAUGGGAUGGGCAUGAACGCACAACAGCAGUCCAUAGGAGGGGGAACCAUGCCAAGCGGCAGUGGUACCGCACAGCAGUCAGGAUCCGCUGGCACGAUGACUCAAGGAGGUUCUAGUACUGGAGGUGGGGCGUCGGCGUUUGGAAGUCCGUCUGGAUCGGGAUCUUCAUCUGGAAGUUCUACAGGAACCAGCAGUGCUUCCUCGUUUGGAAGCCCAAGUGGAUCUGGAACGAGUUCAUCUGGAAGUGGCAGCGCCUCCUCUUUCGGUAGUCAAACGGGAUCUUCAACAGGGACCUCUGGGAGCGGUAGUGCUACUUCGUUUGGCAGUCCGACUGGUUCUGCAAGUUCGACACAAGGAGGGGCAAGCUCUUUUGGCUCUCCUACAAGUACACAAGGCGGAUCUAGCAGCUCGGGAAGUGGAUCAGCACAGACUUCCGGUGGUGGGGCCGCGGUGCCGUCGUUUGAUCCCAUCAAAACAAAUGUCGAGACCACACAAUCUGGAUUCAACCCUUUAAGCCCGACGUUAGGAAAAGUUCAAAACUUCAUGGGACCCCAGUCAGGCUCAAGCGGAGGAGUAUUCGAUCCUGGAGCAGUAAACACUCAAAUGGCAGUACAGGGCGCAAGUCUGAACAUGUUUGGAGGUGCUGGUGGAGGCGACCCCAAUAAAAUGGACGCCAGCUCACUAAUGGGUGGAUCCCCUGGGAUGAUGAGUGGUGCCAGUCAGGUUAACGGUGGAGCCAGCGGGGGCAGUACAAGUGGAGGAUCCAACAUGUUUAAUCCCAUGGGAUCAAUGACGGGCGGAUCUUCCGGGGGAUCCGGAGGAGGGACUUCCGGUCCUAUGAACAUGAUGAACACUAUGACGGGAUCGUCAUCUGUCACUGGACGAACGAGCGGUUCCGAUAGUAGCAGUGGGACCGCCUCCAAUCCCAUGAUGCCUGGUGGACUGCCCCCAGGCGGAAAUCCUUUGGAUCCAAUGGGCGCUAUGUCUGGUGGCGGUUCCAUUUCAAAGUUUUCUGGAGGUUCAAAUCUAGUGGAUCCCAAGGGAUUUAUGAAUGGUGGCGGUUUGACAGGAUCCCAGUCAAAUCAAUUCUCUUUGCUGGGAAAACGAGAAAUAACAGGUGGAGUGAAGGAAAACAAAUAUUUGGACCUGUUUUUAUCCCUUCUUAAGGUUCUCGAAACCCUUUCAACAAAAAACUGAUAUUGUGUAUGUAGUGUGAGAAUCAUUAAAAAAAGCUCGGUGAAUCUUAAAAAAGUUCGAAG